This is a messenger RNA of Vidua chalybeata, 2539 nucleotides long. RefSeq names its product internexin neuronal intermediate filament protein alpha (gene INA). The transcript is spliced from 3 exons. Gene Ontology annotation, biological process: intermediate filament organization. Gene Ontology annotation, molecular function: structural constituent of postsynaptic intermediate filament cytoskeleton. Bases 84 to 1415 code for a protein of 443 amino acids. The record is from RefSeq and is a predicted model, not a curated record. Gene Ontology annotation, cellular component: postsynaptic intermediate filament cytoskeleton; intermediate filament; cytoplasm. Lineage: Eukaryota; Metazoa; Chordata; Aves; Passeriformes; Viduidae.
CGCUCCGCCCCGCGCCCCCUCCGCGCCGCGCUCCGCCCGCCCUACAUAAGCGCCGGCACCGCCGCCGGUCCCCCUCCGCCGCCAUGAGCUACAGCGCGGAGCCGGCGGCGCUGGCCGCCUCCUAUCGCCACCUCUUCGCGGAGGCCCCGCGGCGCCCGGAGAUGCUGGCGGGCCGGUGGGCGCGCCCGGGCGCGGAGCUGGAGGCGGUGCGGGAGCGCGGCGCGGAGCCGCGGCGGGCGCGGGGCAGCGAGAAGGAGCAGCUGCAGGGCCUCAACGAGCGCUUCUCCGGGUACAUUGAGCGGGUGCGGGCGCUGGAGGAGCGGAACCGGGCGCUGGCGGCGGAGCUGACGGCGCUGCGGCAGCGCUCGGACGAGCCGCGCCGGCUGGGGCAGCUGCUGGGCGGGGAGCUGCGCGCCCUGCGCGCCCGGCUGGAGGAGGCGCACGGGGAGCGGGCGCAGGCGGCGCUGGAGCGGGCGCGCCUGGCCGAGGAGACGCAGCGGCUGCGGGCGCGCUGCGAGGAGGAGGCGCGGAGCCGCGCCGAGGCGGAGCGGGCGCUGCGCUCCCGGCAGCAGGCGGCCGAGGCGGCCUCCCGCGCCAGCGCCGAUCUGGAGCGGCGGGCGGCGGCGCUGCAGGAGGAGCUGGCGGCGCUGCGCAGCGCCCACGCCGAGCAUCUCGCCGAGCUGGGCGCCGCGCUCCCGCCCGCGGCCCCGCCGCCGGCCCCGCGGCCCGACCUGGCCGCGGCGCUGCGGGAGCUGCGCGCUCAGUACGAGGCGCUGGCGGCCCGCAACCUGCAGGCGGCCGAGGACUGGUACCGCGCCCGCUGCGCCCGCCUGCACGAGCGGGCGGCCCGCAGCCAGGAGGCCGUGCGCGCCAGCCGCCGCGAGGCCGGCGAGUGCCGCCGCCAGCUCCAGGCGCGCCUGGUGGAGAUGGAGAGCCUGCGCGGCGCUCACCAGUCCCUGGAGAGGCAGCUGCAGGAGCUGGAGGAGCGGCACAACGCCGAGGCCGCCGGCCUGCAGGACACCAUUGGACAGCUGGAGGACGACCUGCGAAACACCAAAAAUGAGAUGGCUCGGCACUUGAGGGAGUACCAAGACCUGCUCAAUGUCAAGAUGGCCCUUGAUAUUGAGAUAGCUGCCUACAGGAAGCUGCUGGAGGGAGAGGAGACCCUCUUCAACAUGGGAAGUGGAGGCCUUCCAUCUCUCAAUUCCCUCCCCAGCCCCACUUACUCCUUCCAGCCAAGGAGCUUUAGUUCCUCUACUCUGUCCUUCAAAGAGGAGGACCAAGGAGAGGUUAUUAAAGUGACCUCUAAAAUAUCAUCCAGCAGGGCUGAGGUGAUUGAGGGGACCAUAACCUCUGUCAAGAAAAGAGGGAGGUUAAACCUGCAUGGAGGAAUCCUUGCCAAUGCAAAGAUGUAACCAUCAGGACCCAAUGUUCAUAAGCAUUUGAGGGGGAACAGUCUCCACUCGGCCUUGAAAUUGCUCCUCUGGGCACAAAGCUGCACUGGGCUCGCAGGAAGCCUCCCUUAAAAACACAACCCCCCCAGGGACACCAACCCAGGGAUGGCUUCCUUGUGGGUCCUGUCACACAGAGGCCGAGCUUGGCACAUUGCUCCCUUUUAAAUGGGGUGGGGGCACACAGGACAGGUAGCUAGAGAUGCAUGUUGGUCAUUGUGGUGGUGGCACAUAGACUCGUAACACACUCCCUCUCUCCACCUGCCGCGGGCGAGGGGCAGCCAGCUGGGAAUGCUGCUGAGCCAGCUCUCCGGGGAGGGGAGGGAAACAACUCAACAUGUUUACUGUAACUAGUUUCAUCAAUUAUCCAAAUCCAUGUACAGCUAAACUCUUCCCCACUCAAACUGUAGCCAUCCACUUUUAAUCCUAGAAGCACAGAAAUAGCCAUACUGGACCUGACAUCUGAUCUCAGCCACGUAUGUUUUGAACUAUAAGGAAUGUUACUUUUUCUUUGUACUGACAAAUCUUGUUUUCUGAGAGCACUAGUCAAGCCAGGCACAUGGGGUUUAUAAGCAGCAGGCACAGAGCAGGGAACUGCUACACUGGAGGUGAAGGCACCACCAUUCUGCAGGGUGCAGCACCUCAUGUGGUAUCACUGUCUCCCAGAUAUGAGGGUCUGAGGGCCCCUUGUUAGGCUGCACAGUCUUCACAUGAAGACCCUGUGCCUAGAUUAGCAUCGUGGUCCAGCCAGCACUGGGAAGCUGCAGCACUCCUGAACACCAGCCCGCAAAGCAUCCUUGUCUCCGCUCUAACUGUUCCAACGUGUGCCAAAUUUGAUAUAGGAUUUAACAACCAUAGGUUUCCUUCAAUGCCUUAAAUUGCCAGCGAUCGCUUUUGCAAGAGCCGGAGACGCCGCGUGUUGUGUGUCAGUGCCCCGGCAGGGUUAUCAGCACCAGACCUCGCUGCCCUUGCAGUGCUGCCAGAGUAGUUCCUGGAACCAGCAAAUUGUUUGCUUGCACUCUUUCCUCUUCUAUUGUAAGGCACAAAUUAAUAAUUAAAAAAAGAAAUAGUUGUGUGGCUCAAACUGA